Musca domestica (house fly) is the source of this 947-nucleotide messenger RNA. Its product is annotated as seminal metalloprotease 1-like. NCBI's taxonomy places the organism in Eukaryota, Metazoa, Arthropoda, Insecta, Diptera, Muscidae. The coding region runs from base 72 to 947 and encodes 291 amino acids. The transcript is spliced from 2 exons. The record is from RefSeq and is a predicted model, not a curated record. Gene Ontology annotation, molecular function: metalloendopeptidase activity; zinc ion binding. Gene Ontology annotation, biological process: proteolysis.
UAAUUGGUCAAAUUUAUGGAGCUCCUCUUGCCAGUGAAAAUGACGUCAAUGAAGAUUAUUUACUGGAAGACAUGGUCUUUGAAGUUCUUAGAAAUGGUGUCGUAGCUCCGGCCAGGAGAUGGCCCAAUGGAAUAGUCUAUUAUCGGAUAUCUGAUGAAUUUGAACAAUUCCAUAAGGAUGCCAUUCUAACGGCCAUGAAAUGCCUUGAAGAUGUGUCCUGUGUCCGUUUCUAUGAGGCCAAGAGAAAUGUCAAAAAUUAUGUCAACAUCAUACCCUCAGAGAUCGGAACUUGCUCUGCCAUGUUGGGUUACCGUGGAGGUGAACAACGGCUUCAAUUGGCCAAGGAAAGACCAAAAUGUUUUAAUCCCAUAAUUGUGGCCCAUGAACUGUUGCACACCCUGGGAUUUUUCCAUGAACACAUGGCCUCUGAUCGCGACGACUUCAUAACGAUCAAUUGGGAAAAUAUCAGACCGGGACGGGAAAUAUUUUACAUGAAAUUGGAUAAUAAAACUGCCACCGACUUUGGCUAUGGCUACGAUUACGAGAGCAUUCUACAUUAUGGGCCGAUGAGUUUCUCAGAUAAUGGCCUGCCAACAAUAACAGCAUUGGAUAGCAAUGCCAAUAUUGGUCAGCGGGAUCAUUUGAGUCCCAAAGAUAUUGGAAAACUGAAUGCUAUGUACAAUUGUCCCCUGAAAGUGGAGGAGAAUGAAAAUCAGGAAUCUGGGCAAACCGAAGAUGGUGGUGGACCAGCUGAGGAAAGUGAAGAGGGCGAAGAUGAAAGUCAAGAAACAGAAACAGACGAAGGGGAAGAUGAAGACGAAAGUGAAAACAAAACUGAUGGUGACGAUGUUGUAGAAAGCGAAGAAAGUAUAAAUGAGACUGAUGGAGUUGUGAAAGUAGAACUAGCCAAAAAGAAAUACAUUCCAAGUGAAAUAAAUGAGAUCUGA